This is a messenger RNA of Racocetra fulgida, 2381 nucleotides long. The record is from the annotation of a GenBank genome assembly. NCBI's taxonomy places the organism in Eukaryota, Fungi, Glomeromycota, Glomeromycetes, Diversisporales, Gigasporaceae.
ACUAUCGAUUAAUUCGAUUAAGUAAUGAAUUGGAAGCUUUGCUAAUCCAUGAUCCAACUACCGAUAAAAGUAGUGCUUCUUUGGAUGUUUGCGUAGGAAAUCUCUCGGAUCCGUUUUUAUCAAAACAUAGUGGCCAUUCCAAUGCUUAUACAGGAUUAGAUAAUACAAAUUAUUAUUUUGAAGUUGGUUAUGAGUUUUUAGAGGAACAUAAAAAAAAUCGUCAAUCUGAUCCAUGGCGUUUAUUCCAACUGGAAAGGUCUUUGUCUGAUCCAAAGCAUCCUUAUUCUCGUUUUGGGUCUGGAAACUUGUUCUCUUUAGGGGAUAUUCCACGUCAAAAAGGUUUAGAUAUAAGAAAUGAAUUAUUAAAAUUUCAUGAAAGAUAUUACUCGGCCAACUUGAUGAAAUUGGUCGUUUUGGAUCCUUUGGAUCUAAUGGCUUCAUGGGUUGUCGAUAAAUUUUCUGCUGUUAAAAAUAAACACAUUCCAGCUCCUACAUUUGAAGGUCAUCCAUUGACUCAAAAUGAAUUAUUGCCAGGAAGGUAUUUAACCCAUUUAAUUUCUCAUGAAGGAUAUGGUUCUAUUUUGUCUCUUCUCAAAAAAAAGGAAGCUGGUUCUGUUCCUGGAGCUGUUGGAUUUGAAUUUUUUAAAGUGUCAAUAGACCUAACAGAAUCUGGAGUAGAUCAUUAUAAAGAGGUAGUAAAAGUCGUGUUUCAAUAUAUUAAAAUGUUGAAACAAAUUGAAUAUAAUCCUAAACUUAUAGUUGAAGGAUUAAAAUGUUUAGAGUGGGAUAAGUUUGUUCUCACUUUGGUUAGUCCGUCAUUUACUGGCCUAGAUCAAAAAGAACCGUGGUAUGGAACUGAGUAUAAAGUUGAACCUUUUAGCAUGGAAUUCAUCGAGGAAUUGAAAAAUCUAGAAAUUGAUCCCGAGUUAAACAUUCCACCCCCUAAUGAAUUUAUUCCAACAAAAUUUGAAACGCAUAAACAUGAAAUUGUUACGUCCUUUAGCAUACGCGCCAUCACCAUCGCACUGUAUAAAAACCAGGUGAAUAACUUGACUGAAUAUUCUUAUAACGCUGACCUUGCUGGUUUAAGAUACGACAUUGACACACAGCGUGAGGGAAUACUUUUGACAAUAAAGGGAUAUAAUGACAAGCUUCAUGUGCUCUUGAAAGAUAUUGUGGAUGCAAUGAACCCAAAAUUUAUUAUUUAUCCAGGCAGAUUUGAAAAAGUUAAAGAACGACUCCAAAGAGCAUACAAAAAUACUUUUCUUGAUCCUCCUCAUCAUCAUGCUACAUAUUAUCUUUCAUGUCUAACACAAGAUCAAAUGUGGACAAAUAAAGAAAAAUUGGAUGCAUUAGAAGAUAUUACAGAACAAGAUAUAAAAGCUUUUUAUCCAGAAUUAUUUAGUCAUUUGCAUAUUGAAUCAUUAGUUCAUGGAAACAUGUUUAAGGAGGAAGCUUUAAGAUUGUUGCAAAUCGUUGAGGAUGUUUUACAACCUAAACCUCUUUUACCAGCAGAGUUAAUUGGUUGUAGAAGUAUAAUGUUACCAGAGGGGAAAAGAUAUUUAUAUCAACGUGAAGUUCUAGAUCCAAAUAAUGUUAAUUCUGCGAUAGAAUAUUAUGUUCAAGUAGGAAAUGUAGUUAAUAAAAGGUUACGAGCAAAAUCAAGCUUGCUGGCACAGAUUAUGCACGAGCCAUGUUUCGAUCAACUUCGAACCAAAGAACAAUUAGAAUAUCAAAGGCAAAUUCAAUCUCUUAUCACAAAAAAAUUGGAAAAACCAAAGAAUCUUUAUCAAGAAGCUCAGCGAUAUUGGAAUCAUAUUGAUUCUGGAUAUUAUGACUUCAAUCAAGUUGAAACUGACGUAGCAGAAUUACGUGAAAUUACAAAACUCGAGCUACUCGAGUUUUAUAAACAAUUAGUCCAUCCAUCUUCACCCAUACAAAAAAAAUUAUCGGUUCACCUUCGAUCACAAAAAAACAUUAAAAAAUCAAAACCAAUAGAUAUUAAUCAUCUUUAUUCAUGUUUAACCGCUCAAGGUUUAACCACAAUAACGAUCGAAAAUUUACAAACUUUCUUAUCUUCCAAAGAAACAGUAGAUGGUCAAGAAUUGGAAACAUUGCUAAAACAAUUUUUAAUCGAUCAAAGCAAGGCUCAAGAGAGAGAGAUUGAAGAAUUGAUUAAGAAUGUUGGAGAGUCUUAUUUAAUUGAAAAUUCUGUAGAUGAAGAGAAAGUCGAAUAUGGUAAUGCUACAGAUGUAAGGCUAUUAGAUUUAAGACCAGGGAAUGAAAAAAUUGAAGAUAUUUAUGUUUGGAAGAGUAACAUGCAAUUGGGUCCUGCUCCAACACCAUCCAUAAGAUUAAAUGAUCUGAUGAGUAAGUUAUAA